AUGAUUUUUGAACCCGCAGCCAGGGCCCCGGUGCCCUGCACCGAUGUGAUAUCCUAUGUCUUUUCUGACCCGCCCUACGAUCAUAAUGAACCGAUCUACGUCGAUGUCCACAAUCCCUCUCGCGCCAUUUCCUACAACCAAGCCCGGACUAUUGUUCGCCAACUGAUCUCGGGGCUGCGCGCCUGGGGCGUGCAAAAGGGCGACUGUGUCGCUAUUCACUCUUUCAAUGAUAUCUACUAUACCAUGCUGGUCCUGGCGAUCGUUGGCGCCGGGGGAAUCUAUACGGGCUCAAAUCCAGCCUACACACCCUUCGAAUUAGGCCAUCAUUUCCGCUCCUCAGCGACGAGCUUCAUCAUCACAGAGCCGGAGCAUCUGGAUGCGAUAACUACGGCGGCGAAAGCGACAUCAAUCCCAGCAAACCGGAUCCGGGUAUUCGAUAUUUUGGGGCAGUCAGUACCAGAUGGAGCGGUGUCCUGGAUGGAGCUGCUCGAUCAUGGUGAACAAGACUGGAUAAGAUUUGACGACGAGGAAAUUUCCAGGACAACUACGGCAGCCAGACUGUUCAGUAGUGGGACGACUGGGCUUCCCAAGGCGGCAGACAUUACGCAUAUGAAUCUUGUCGCCCAACACGAGUUUGUGUUUGAGUUUAAUCCGCGACCAUGGCGAUGGCCUAUAAAGGUAAGCAGAGUGAUCGCUGUUCCCCUGUUUCACGCCGCUGCUGCUCCCAGCAGCCAUUUCGGCAGCCUAAAAGCUGGCCAUAUCAACUACGUCAUGCGACGUUUCGAUUUACCCCUCUUCUUGCAGACGGUUGAAAAAUACCAAGUCACCGAGAUGGCUGUUGUACCGCCCAUUGCCAUUGCCAUCAUCAUGCAUCCGAUGUCUUACGAACGGGGCUAUCUGCGCUCAAUCCGGGCGAGUAAUCUGGGAGCGGCACCCAUGGACAAAGACGCCCAGAAACGAUUCCAAAAGUUGCUUGGACCAGGAGCCAAUUGUACACAGGUUUGGGGUAUGACAGAGACAUGUUGUAUCGCAACAAUGUUCCGCUGGGAUGAAGGGGACGAGACAGGGUCGGUUGGGAGGUUAGUGCCGAACAUGGAGGCUAAAUUAGUAGAUGACAACGGGACUGAUAUCUCCGACUACGGCGUGCGAGGUGAGCUGUGUGUCCGCGGUCCUGCCGUCACCCCUGGGUACUUCAACAACCCGGCCGCCAAUGCGGAAUCCUUCGAUGAGCAGGGCUGGUUCCACACGGGGGAUAUCGCGUAUUGCGAUGGUGCUACCCAGAAAUGGUAUAUAGUAGAUCGCAAAAAGGAGCUGAUCAAGGUCCGAGGAUUUCAAGUUGCUCCACCGGAACUGGAAGCUGUGCUGUUGGCGCAUCCGCUCAUCGUGGAUGCUGCCGUGAUUGGGUUGCGAGAUGUGGUCCCGGGGACGGAGUUGCCGCGAGCGUAUGUAGUCCGCCGACCCGAGACCGAUGAGAGCAUGUUGACGGAGGACAUGGUCAAGAGCUGGUUAUUGGAGAGGUUGGCGGGAUAUAAAGCGCUCACAGGGGGUGUCAAGUUUGUACCGAGCAUACCUAAGACGGCAAGUGGGAAGAUUCUCAAGCGAGUGUUGCGGGAAGAGAGUCGCAGGGAAGUCAAAGAGAGUGGAUGGAGACCGAGGUUGUAG
Aspergillus vadensis CBS 113365 is the source of this 1662-nucleotide messenger RNA. Its product is annotated as acyl--CoA ligase. Gene Ontology annotation, biological process: secondary metabolic process. Bases 1 to 1662 code for a protein of 553 amino acids. Lineage: Eukaryota; Fungi; Ascomycota; Eurotiomycetes; Eurotiales; Aspergillaceae. Gene Ontology annotation, molecular function: CoA-ligase activity. The record is from RefSeq and is a predicted model, not a curated record. The transcript is spliced from 5 exons.